Penicillium taxi is the source of this 1227-nucleotide messenger RNA. RefSeq names its product transcription factor SPN1. The coding region runs from base 1 to 1227 and encodes 408 amino acids. Gene Ontology annotation, cellular component: nucleus. Lineage: Eukaryota; Fungi; Ascomycota; Eurotiomycetes; Eurotiales; Aspergillaceae. The record is from RefSeq and is a predicted model, not a curated record. Gene Ontology annotation, biological process: poly(A)+ mRNA export from nucleus. The transcript has 4 exons.
AUGUCCGCCUCGCCGGAACCACAAGUCGCCUCGCGCACUGCCUCGCCAGAACACGACGUCCCGACCGAAGCUGCCAUCCAAGAUCCUGCUCAGGAAAGCCAUGCCGAGGACAAUAAUAAUGAUGACGAGAUCUCCGACGAUGAGUCUUUUCUUUCCGAGGUCGACGAAGCACAGUUUGACAAUUUCGACCCUGAGAAUGUCGACCUUGAGGACCGCCCGCUACCCAUUGAUGAAGAUAACCUUAAGCUGAUCGGACGCCACAAGCGCAAGCGUGCCGACGGUGAUGAAGGCACUUCGCGUCGGAAGAAGGAGGGUCGUCGCCCAAAGAAGAGUCAAGCCGACAGUUAUCCGGAAGAGACUGAGAAAACUCGGCGUUCUGACAACAAACGCCGUCAGAACAUUGGAGAUAUUAUGGAUGACCAGGAGAUUAAGGAUAAGAGGGGUUCCAAGGGACGCUCGAAAAAGAAGGCUGAUAGCUUGGAUUUGGAGGCUAUGCUCGAUAAGGAAAUUGAGGACAUGCGAAAGCGCAUGGCUCUUGCCGCUGAAAUGGAUGCAAACAGUCGACAGCAGGGCGAGCCCGCUGUGCAAAAACUCAAACUCUUGCCGGAAGUUCUCAGGCUUCUCAGCCGCACCCAGUGCAUAGACAGCUUGGUCGACCCAGAAAUCAAUCUGCUGCAGGGUGUUCGGUUUUUCCUUGAACCCUCGGACGACGGCUCACUGCCUGCUUUUAACAUCCAGCGUGAUCUAUUGACAGCUAUUUCCAAGCUCCCGAUCCAUAAAGAUGCCCUCAUUGCGAGCGGUAUUGGCAAGGUGGUUCUGUUCUAUACCAAGAGCAAGCGUACCGAGAAGUCCAUCAAGGUUAUGUCAGACAGACUGCUUGCCGAAUGGACGCGUCCCAUCCUCCAUCUUAACGAUGAUUACAGAAAUCUCAACGUUCAGAAAGUUAACUAUGAUCCUACUAAGAACGUCAAGAGCUUCCAAUCCACGUCUCAAAUUAUUGCUGCUCAUGUCCGAGAAGCUGACAAUCUCCCCCCUCGUUUGGCCAACCGCGCACGUGUCGAUCGUACCAAUUACAAUGUUGAGUACACUGUGGCUCCUCAGCAGCUCCAUCUUCCGUCCAAGAACCCAUCUGCUCGACCUAUGGGCUCAGCUGGAGAAGAUAGAUUCCGCAAAAUGAAACGACAGCAAGCGGUGGGACUAAGUAUCAACAAGCGCAAGCUCCGUUAG